AUGGAUAAGCGAAAUCGAGGUUCCAGCCAAUUGGGUUCUGAAGAUGAUGCUUAUACCACUCCAGGCCCUCCUGAUAUCUCGUCCUACUCGUAUUCUAACCCAUCCAACAACUCGCACAAGUCCCAGUACCGUCCGCAUGAUGCUGGUACCAUUGGAGGUUCUGAUAUCGAUAUUGAUGAAGAUGACUCAGAUUAUUCAUCUUCUAUGAAAGUCGAUCGUCCUUCUUCUAGCCUGCUUCGAAGGUCUGUUUUGGCCUCCAAGAACAAUGCAGAUAUAGCAGCUGAUACUGACAGCUUCUCUUCUAUCGACGAACAUCUUAGCACCACUUCCAGCAACCGUAUUAAUGACUCCAAUGGUUCAAUUGAUUCCAUUGGUUCUAUUGGCUCCAAGAAGAAGGCACUGCAUGCAGAAUCAAUGGCAAGAAACAGCUCUUCUACCAGAUUUCUGAGUUUCACCAAAAAAGCUGUUCGUUUAGUAGGAGAUAUAGCGUUUGGUCCAGUCGAUGAUGAUACCUAUGCCGAUGAAAGACGACUGAACUUGCUUAGAGCUCGCAAAACGGAGCUGUUGACUCAGAAGCGUAAGCAGCAGCUGGAAGAGCUUCGUAAACAGUUUUAUGAGUUUGGCAAGGAGAAGUAUCUAGAGAAUCUUCGCUUCUUUCUUAGGUAUAUGGACGAUUCCGAGUCGAACGACCCCUUGAACUACGCUGUAACGAGAAAAGAUAUGUGGCUUCUUUGGUAUAAGAAGUAUUUGCUUACUCUUAAGCACAAGAUUCAGCUCUACGAGAUCCUGAUUGGGCAGAAGAAGGAGUUAAAAAGAGUUUCGGUACAAAGUGUUACAGAUGUUGAAAAGUCAUCAAACGCAACGAUCACCGAUCUACCUCCGCUUCCCUCGAUAGCCUCGAUCCAGAAGAAUAUGUUUCAGGAUCGCAGAGUUGUGCUAGCGUUACUCUGGUAUCUUCAGAUACUAAAGAAGCUUCUUCAUCAGUCCCAUAUUUUAAAAGAUAUUUUCAGACGCAUGCAAGAUGUUAACGAGAGUGCAGAUCCGUCUUCUUCUCAGGAAAUGCCGGAGAUUUGUAUUCUCACCAGCAACAAACUGGGCAGUUCCGUUGGAAAAGCCACCAAAGACUUGAUGAAAAAUUCUAUUGCCGGUUCAAAUCUUGAGUUCAUCGAUGGUUGGAAUCUACGCCACGAGACGGAGGAUGUCCACAUCAAUCUCGUUACUGUGGCGGAUACUUUUAGAAAGCUAACGGAUCUCAAAAAUAAGGGAUACUUGAAGCCCGAAGUAUUGGCUCGUAAUCUUCAGUUCAAAGAUGCUCCCCUUCAUAAAGACUUUUACGAGUAUCAGCUUGAAGACCGUGAAAAGCGGUUCAUGGAGAACUACUCAUCCUUCACUACCCCGCGUGUCACUCAGAUACCCCUUGCUGACUCUUCACAGUCUUGCAUAAUCUGUGAAGACAUGACCUCAUGUGUAGAUGAUAAUGACUCACUAUUGGAUACUCUCAGCGAAUUUGGAAGAGUAUUGAAACAUAACGGCUCCCUCUAUUUACAACUAUGGGAUAUAGAUCCUUGCUCGGAAGUGCAAAUUGAGCAAAGGGAGUCGCGUAUCUGUAACUCAAAUGAGUAUAUUCGCUAUCGUAUUUGGCAGAAGUUAGCCGAAUAUUCUGAAAGUCAUCAUUUAGCACUUACAGAUAUUACUAAAAGGAUAAUUCCAGCGCUCAAAAAAGCUGGCUUCAAGAAGGUGCAUUCAACACUUGUGGGUUAUCCAAUGCUUUCAACUCUGAGAGAAGUGGAUCAUAAGGUGUCCAAAAGAGAAGAGUCCAGAGAGGAGUCCAGAGAGGAUGCCAAAUUGGAGACCAGAGAAGAUUCCACGAAAAGACAGAAAGGCCAGACUUCAGAACAUUUUGAUACUCACAAAAGAGAAAGAAUUGGAUCGCAGAGUACUACUGGCACGUUGCACUCGUCUGCUUCUGAAGAUACGAGAAUCGACUCAUUCUUUGAAGUGCUAUCAUCUUUUACUGAGUUUCUAAAAAGUGUGAAAGCAUUGAGACUGCAUGGACUUCAAUCCGAAUUGACUGUGUGCGAACAGAUCGAAAUACUACGGAAAAAACAGGCGGAAGAGGGUGAAGACAGAUCCAGAUCUUUGGAGAUCAAUAGACUGCUUGAAUCGAUGAACCAGAUCGACAAAUCUCGACUCGAAUUGACUAAACUUUUUAUUGAUUACAAGUUGAACGGCACCGAUUCAGAGAUUGUGAAGACACUGAUUCUCAAUGGCACGACAUUUGGAGACUCCGCUUACAUCUCGUCCCAUGAUGGAACCAUCAAUGGAGAGACGAGAUAUGAAGGCUUGGGAUAUAUCAUGCUGGUUGUUGCCGAGAAGGCUUAG
Brettanomyces nanus is the source of this 2382-nucleotide messenger RNA. RefSeq lists its product as uncharacterized. Bases 1 to 2382 code for a protein of 793 amino acids. The record is from RefSeq and is a predicted model, not a curated record. The transcript is spliced from 2 exons. Lineage: Eukaryota; Fungi; Ascomycota; Pichiomycetes; Pichiales; Pichiaceae.